Molecule: messenger RNA, 1335 nt
Organism: Cantharellus anzutake
Lineage: Eukaryota; Fungi; Basidiomycota; Agaricomycetes; Cantharellales; Hydnaceae
Product: Septin-domain-containing protein
Exons: 8
Coding region: 19-1191 (390 amino acids)
Biological process (GO): cytoskeleton-dependent cytokinesis
Cellular component (GO): septin ring; microtubule cytoskeleton; septin complex
Molecular function (GO): GTP binding; molecular adaptor activity; GTPase activity
Source: RefSeq, a predicted model, not a curated record
UUUACGAAAACGUCCCGAAUGAGCUCAAUCGCACCAACAAUGGCGUCCUCAGUGAAUCUCUCUGGCAUAGGUAUUGCCAACUUGCCAAACCAGAGGCACAAAAUUGUCGCGAAACGCGGAGCGCAUUUCACCGUCAUGGUAGUUGGCGAGUCUGGAUUGGGCAAGUCGACGUUGAUCAACACUCUCUUUGCGACUGAGCUCUGCCCGCCCAAGAACUAUUCUCGCCGCCAUUUAAAGCAGCUCGACAAGCUUACUGAGGUUGAUAUCAUCAAGGCCGAGUUGGAAGAGAAGGCAUUCAAGGUCAAGCUUACGGUCAUUGACACACCUGGCUUUGGUGACUACGUUAACAACCGUGAUUCAUGGGCACCUAUCAUCGAUUUCGUCGAUGACCAGCAUGAAAUCUACAUGAGACAGGAACAGCAACCACAGCGGGGCGAGAAAACUGAUCUUCGUGUUCAUGCAUGUCUCUUUUUCAUUAGGCCGACAGGACAUACAUUAAAGCCUUUGGAUAUUGAAAUCAUGAAGCGUCUUGGGACUCGUGUCAAUUUGAUCCCUGUUAUUGCAAAGGCCGACACUUUGACACAGUCUGAUUUGGCUGUCUUCAAGCAACGUAUUCGUGAGGUGAUCGCCGCCCAAGGCAUUCGCGUUUACCAGCCUCCAGUUGAGCAGGAUGACGAGCAGAGUGCAGACUUGGCUCGUACCUUGAUUAACACGAUGCCCUUCUCCAUCAUCGGUAGCACCGAGGACGUCAAGCUGGCUGACGGUCGUGUCGUCAAGGGUCGUGAAUACCUCUGGGGGGUCGCUGAAGUCGAAAACGAGAAUCACUGUGACUUCCGCAAGCUUCGUUCCCUGCUCAUUCGCACUCACAUGCUCGACUUGAUUUCCACCACUGAGGAAAUUCAUUAUGAGAACUAUCGCCAACAGCAGAUGGAGACUCGCAAGUUCGGGGAACCCAAGGUCAAGAAAAUUGAAAAUCCCAAGUUCAAGGAAGAGGAGGAGGCUCUUCGCAGGAGAUUCACCGAGCAGGUCAAGGCUGAGGAAGCUCGCUUCAGACAGUGGGAGCAGCAUCUUAUUGCGGAACGCGACAGGCUCAACAAGGAUUUGGAAUUGGCUCACAGUGCCAUAAAGGGCCUCGAAUCGGAGCUGGACAAUCUUCAGCUUGGCUAUGGGCGUGGUACUCAGCGACGAUAAUUUGGGGUUACAUUAUCUAUUCUCCAAUGUUUCGCUGAAUUUCUUGGUCUUUACCCCUUCUACAUUCCUUCUCCCAGACGUACAUUCUAUACCUAUCCGAUUCUCCGUACCGCUCCUUUGUUACCCUUGACCCCUUCAGUGCUU